UCAAAAUGUACAAAAUUUUAUGCGCAUUUUUCGUUUUUAUUGCUGUUGGACUCGCAGCAGAUCAAAUACUUAUGAUAACAAGGGCGUAUGUUGUUAAAAGGAAAAAUAGUCCCACUAUCACUGUAAAAUCAGCUAAUUCAACAACAAACAUUACUUGGAAUAAAGAGGUUUCAGAAAAAAAUAAUGCUUUCAGAGCGACUUAUGAAAUAACUGAUCUCUCACAAAAUAAAACAAUGCGUGCAAGCUCUGCAAAUUUGUGCACUAUGGCAAAAAAGGGGAGCAAAGAAGAAAUUUAUCAAACUUAUUUUUUGAAUAUUUUAGCAAAUGCCAAAAGUUGUCCGAUUAAGAAGGGUACAAAAAAAAUUUUCCGACCUCGAUAUUUUUAUAAAUUUCCAGGUAAUAAAACUACAUGUGUAAAAAUUAAAGGUGUCUUUAAAUUAUUUGAUAAGAGUGACAAAAAUGACAAAAAUCCUGUCUUAAUACAUGGCUUCCGAGGAUCAAAAAUUACCUGUUAAAUUAUGUCUCUGAAAAAUUUAAUAAAUUAAUUUAUUUAUACCAUUACAAGUUGUUCAUUAAAUUAUUUUAAAAUAAAUUUCUUUUUGAGGAAGCAAAAAAA
Molecule: messenger RNA, 616 nt
Organism: Leptopilina heterotoma
Lineage: Eukaryota; Metazoa; Arthropoda; Insecta; Hymenoptera; Figitidae
Exons: 4
Coding region: 6-515 (169 amino acids)
Source: RefSeq, a predicted model, not a curated record